Molecule: messenger RNA, 2493 nt
Organism: Seminavis robusta
Lineage: Eukaryota; Bacillariophyta; Bacillariophyceae; Naviculales; Naviculaceae
Source: the annotation of a GenBank genome assembly
AUGUCCUCUGUGAUUGACUUGUGCAGCAGCGACGAGGAGGACGUGAAAGCAGUAGCUGUCCAAUCGAAGGCGGCUGUUCGGCGGCGGCGCUCCAAGCCCGUCACUCCAGAGGAUCGAAAGGAUGGAGACGGCAACAGUAGUAGCAGUGGUAGUGAGCAUCGCAAACACAAGCAAAAGAAGUCUCGCCAGCUGGCUUUCGACAAUGAUUCUUCAGAUUCAGACGAUGAUUAUCUCUUUGCGCCCAUUGGAUGUUUCGCAAACAAGAAGAAAGAAGAAGAUACUGUGACUCCCUUCAAGGAAAAUCCCAAGGCAAAGGCAGCUCCUUCCCUGAAGCAGCCGCGAGCAAUCACUUCCAGCUUGGGCACUACAUCUUCGGCAAGCACGACAGCAAUCCCAAAGCGACCGCCAGUGCUCAAUCCAUAUGCCAAGCGUCCAGUUUCCAAGCCUUCCAAAUCCCAAGAGGCACCCUUGUCUUACCCCAAUCCAUCGAAUCAAACUCAUCCAGACUUGCGUCCCAUGUUUAUCUUGGCCUUUUGGAAACACGCACAAACCAUGGUACACGCUUCGUACAAUCUUGGCAAAAUGGAUCAAAUCUGUCGACGCAUCUGUGCCUUGGCAUUUUCCGACUUUCCCAUUCGAUCGGAAGAGGAAUACUGCCAACGAUUCACCAGUACUCACGAUGCCGCAGCCAUUCGCGAGAUAUUCCAAGGAUGCCACAACAAGUUUCCCACAAUCAUCACACCAUCCGAUGGCCGCUACGUCUCCAUUCCGGAAGCUUGCCUUGUGGCCCUGUUGGAACACGCCGAGUCGAUUGCCAAGGAAGAGAAUAAUGACAACGCUCUUCCCUCUGUCUUGAGUCAAAAGCAAUACUGGAUAUCCCUCUCCAAUCUGCUUCCCAUGAUUGAUUCUCGUCUCAAGAGUAUCUGUCCAGGAAGACUCACCCAAUCCAAUCAAGACGACAAUGGUGCGGCACACUACUUGGAACCAUCCACGCGAUCGGCCGAAUUCAAACAAAUUGAAAAGCUAACCACCAAAGCUUCGACUGGUCAAGACGUACCCUACAUGAAACCUCAUCGACAAAAGGGGCUCGUCUACUAUGAACUCACGGCUUUAGGGUAUCAAAUGGCACAGACUGUUCGACACCGAACGUUUCCUGGUCCACCCGGUCACUACCGAACCAGCAAUCUGCAUCCGGAGGAAUCGCAAAAGUAUCAAGGCAUUUGCCUGGCAGUCGACAAUCGAGAAGGUGGAGGUCCCAAGAAACGACUACAUGCCAUGUGCAAUAAGUUGGACUGGUUAAAGACUCCCUACUUUGUCCGUAGCUUGGACAUUGGAGACUACUGCCUCUUUGCGACAGACACCGAUCGGCUGCUUCCCGUGUUGGUGGAACGCAAGAGUGUCCAGGACGUGGCAGCAUCGAUUUACGAUGGUCGUUGGACCAAUCAAAAGAGACGCAUGUAUCAAGGACAGUACGUGUUUGGAUAUGACAAUUGCCGCCUGGUCUACAUUAUCGAAGGGAACCGGGAUGCCCAGCAAUUGACGGGCGGAUAUGUAGGGGAACGACGAUUCGACGUGACGCGUGAGCAGCUCGACAAGGAAAUUGAAAAUUUGCAAUCCGAGGGAUUCAAAGUCAUGAUCACGCACUCGCCGGACCAUUCCAUGGUGGAGUUAUCCAAGUGGGCUGUGGACGUGCGUCAGGAUUAUGCCAGCGGGAAGUUGAAAGCCAAGUAUACGUACGAAGCGUUCCUUCAGGCCGUCCGCAAGAUUCCACGCAACACGGACUUCUCAAGGAUUGCCAAGGACCACGCAGCAAAUGGAUUAUUUGAACAAUCUACCACCGUGGAAGCAAAGAAACCAGCCGCUCAGAAAAAGUUUGAAAUCAAGAAACAAUCUACCGCCGUGGAAGCAAAGAAACCAGCCGCCCAGAGAAAGCUCAACUUCGGUUCCCUCUCAUCAGCUACCAGUCCCAAGUGGAACAACUACAAUGGUUGGACUGUGGCCAAGUUAAAAGCCGAGUGUGAGAAGCAUGGCCUGCCAAAGACUGGGAAUAAGGCCGAAAUCAUUGCCCGCUUGAAUGGACCCAAACCGCCCCAACUUUGGCGGGAUCGCAAAGCGCAAAAAGAAUACGUCCCCACCAAACCCGAUGGUUGUGCCAAUGCUAUUUUGGUAGGGCUUUUGCUGGAACAACGAAAGGCUGGGUCCAACUUUGUUGGGUUGACCAAAGAGGAACUCCAUCCGUUGGCGGAAAGUCUUGAGAUUUCCAAAGAUCCCUUCAGUGGAGUCCCGACAGGGCCAUACAAAUACGAUGGUUGGAGCAGCAUGAAGGACCUCCGGGGAGGGGAGAUUCCCCUGGUCAUUCUCAGAAAGGGACGCUUCGUGCUCACAACCAGUAGUGACGUUUCGGGCUAUCCGUUUGCCGAGGCCAUGCAUCAGUGGUGCCACGAACAUGGCGUGUGCAAGUGCCAAAGUGUUGGAUAUGAAUACGAAGGAUGA